AUGUAUGCAACUAUCUGUAAAAGUGUGAAAAAUACAGAUAGAAAUAUUUACAGAAUGAUUGUUGCAGGUUUUACUGGCCAACUUCGUGGCUGGUGGGAUAACUAUUUGACUGUCGAAGAAAGGGCAUUAGUUAUUAAAGCUAAAGCCAUUGAUGAAGGAGUUGAUAACUUAGGCAUGGCACUAGUGGCAAAUAGAGAAGAUGCUGUUUAUACCCUUAUUCUUACUAUUCUAGAACAUUUUAAUGGUAGAUUUACCAAUCAGAAUGAGAUUGUCCGUACUCUCCUUAAUGGCCUUAGAUGUAAGACCUUAGGAAUUUGCACACAGGAAGGAUUAAACAUGUGCAAUGAGUUAAGAUUAUCUAGACAGCUUAAGAUGGAUAAGCUUAAAGAAAAAUCCCAGUUAGGAGAUUUUUGUACUCAGUUCGGUUUACCCGAGACUUUUACUCAUAAGAAGAAGAAACAUAAGUAUCAUAGAUACCCCAACCAAGAUAGUCCUUAUAGGAGAAAGAGAUCUAGAUAUAGAUCCAAAGAGGAACGAGAAGCUAAGAAAGCCCAUCGUAAGGCUACUAGAUUUACCAAAAAUAGGUCUAAGCGAGAUCUUGCUGACAUUAAGUGUUAUAAGUGUGGUAAAUUAGGCCAUAUAGCCCCGAAUUGUAAGCUUCAAAAGCUGAAAACCUUAGGACUAGACGAUGAGUUACGUGAUAAGUUAUACCCUCCUAUUGUACUUGGAACACCGUUUAUUAACGCCAUUUAUCCUUUUACUAGCAUAGACUCGAAAGGAUUUACUGCUACCUAUAAGGAUAAAGAGAUAAGUUAUACUUUUGUUACAGAUCCAGAAAAGAUCAAAUUGAUUUCCGAACAGAUUGCUAUUGGUAUUUGUGCUGAGCAUCCUAGUGCUUUUUGGAAUCGAAAAAAGCAUAUUGUCGCUCUUCCAUAUGAAGAUAAUUUCUCUGAGGAUGAUAUUCCUACUAAAUCUCGACAUUGUCAGAUGAACGCGGAAUUGGUGGAAUUCUGCAAAAAAGAGAUUGAUAGCUUGUUACAAAAGGGUUUGAUAAAACCCUCAAAAUCUCCUUGGUCUUGCACAACUUUUUAUAUUAAUAACGCAGCUGAAAAAGAACGUGGUAUUCCUAGAUUG
Messenger RNA from Nicotiana tabacum (common tobacco), 1134 nucleotides. Lineage: Eukaryota; Viridiplantae; Streptophyta; Magnoliopsida; Solanales; Solanaceae. The record is from RefSeq and is a predicted model, not a curated record.